AAGUUAUACUGGAGUAUCAAAACCAUUAUGUUGAAUUUUGUUCUUAAAUGCGCAACGCUGUUUGUAUUUAACCUUGUCGCUGACGGACAGGAAGAAGGUGAUUUACAACUGGUUGAUGGUUCUCAUUCAAGAGAAGGGCGGCUAGAGAUAUUCCAUAGUGGCUCAUGGGGCAGUAUUUGUGAUGAUAAUUUCGAUUAUCCUGAUGCAAGUGUUGCAUGUAGACAAUUAGGAUUUAGAUGUUUAGCAGAUGUGCAGAUUUAUACGCAAGGGGGUUUUACUUCAAACAUAUGGAUGGACGAUGUAACUUGUAUUGGUUUAGAAACGUCGUUAACUAAAUGUUCACAUAAUGGAUGGGGAAGUCAUAACUGUGGUACAGGUGAAAACGUAGGAAUUCGAUGUUUUGGUGGCUGCGAAGGAGAUUUGUGGUUAGUUGGAGGAAGCAAUUACGGCCGUCUUACUAUUUAUCAUAGUGGUUCAUGGGGAACAAUUUGUGACGAUGCCUUUGGAUCUGAAGAAGCAUUAGUUGUCUGCAAGCAACUACAGCUGCGGACGACAGCUGUGCAGUAUUACACUGCUGGUAACGGAAACGGGACAAUCUGGCUCGAUGAUGUUGCUUGCAACGGACAGGAAAAUAGACUUGACUACUGUAAUCAUAUAGGAUGGAGCGUACAUAACUGUGGACAUAACGAAGACGUUGGUAUAAGAUGUUAUGGUGGUUAUAGUUUUUUAGAAGGUGAUUUACGAUUGGUUGGAAUAAAUAAUCACGAAGAAGGCCGCCUCGAGAUUUAUCACAAUUCUCAAUGGGGAACAAUAUGUGAUGACAGUUUUGACACUGCAGAUGCUGCUGUGGCUUGUCGGCAACUUGGUUACAGGACAUCCACGCCAACAUUUUACACAUCAAGUGGUGGAACAGACCCUGUUUGGUUAGACGACAUGGCUUGCAAUGGGACAGAAAGGAAAAUUGCUAAUUGCAUUCAUCCAGGUUGGGGAGUCGAAAACUGUGGCCAUAGCGAAGAUGUUGGUGUAAGAUGCACAGGAGAAUAUGGUGUAAAUGGUAAUUGGGGUUAUUGGUCCGCGUGGUCAUCUUGCAAUUCUAUUUGUGGUUCUGGUACUAGAACAAGAACAAGAAGAUGUGACUCUCCUUACCCAGCAUUUGGUGGAUCAUCGUGUACUGGGGACUCAAGGAAAUCGCAAUCAUGUACUGGUACUUUUUGUCAAGUUAAUGGAAACUGGGGUUCUUGGUUGGGCUGGACAAUAUGUAGUUCUAGUUGUGAUUCUGGCUAUCAAACGAGAUCCCGCCUCUGCAAUAGUCCGAUACCAUCGUCGAAUGGCGCUUACUGUAAUGGGAAGUCGUUUGAAGUACUUAACUGCAGCACUGCUAUGUGUACAGUUAAUGGAAACUGGGGAUCAUGGUCAGACUGGACAGGCUGCAGUUCUAGUUGUGAUUCUGGCCAUCAAACAAGAUCCCGCAUCUGUAAUAACCCGAUACCAUCAUCAAAUGGCGCAUACUGUAAUGGAAAGUCGUUCGAAGUACUAAACUGCAGCAUUGCAAGGUGUACAGUUAAUGGAAACUGGGGAUCAUGGUCAGACUGGACAGUAUGUAGUUCCAGUUGUGAUUCUGGCCAUCAAACGAGAUCCCGCCUCUGUAAUAAUCCGGUGCCAUCGUCAAGUGGUUCUUACUGUAAUGGGAGGUCUUUUGGAGUAUUAAACUGUAGCAUUGCUAGGUGUGCAGUUGAUGGAAGUUGGGGAGGGUGGAGUAAGUGGUCCGAUUGUAAUGCAACUUGUGAUGGUGGUGUACAGAAACGUACGCGUAUUUGCAACAACCCAUAUCCAUCAGCUGGCGGAUCUGCAUGUUCAGGGAUGGCCGACCAAAUAUUAAUAUGCGCCGGAAGUAAUUGUCCAGUCAUUGGCGCCUGGUCAGAAUGGGGAGUUUGGAGCUUAUGUUCGACCUCAUGUGGUUCAGGAAAUAGGACAAGGAAUAGACUGUGUGAGAAUCCUCCUCCUUCUUAUGGCGGAGAGUAUUGUAAUGGCAUAACGUUAGAUUCGGAUACUUGUAAUACCCAUGAAUGUCCUAUUAAUGGAAACUGGGGUUCUUGGUUGGGCUGGACAGUAUGUAGUUCUAGUUGCGAUUCUGGCUAUCAAACGAGAACCCGCCUCUGUAAUAGUCCGAUGCCAUCGUCAAAUGGCGCUUACUGUAAUGGGAGGUCGUUGGAAGUACUUAACUGCAGCACUGCUAUGUGUAAAGUUAAUGGAAACUGGGGAUCAUGGUCAGACUGGACAAUCUGUAGUUCUAGUUGUGAUUCUGGCUAUCAAACAAGAUCCCGCAUCUGUAAUAAUCCGGUACCAUCAUCAAACGGCGCAUACUGUUAUGGAAAGUCCUUCGAAGUACUUAACUGCAGCAUUGCAAGGUGUACAGUUGAUGGAAGUUGGGGAGAGUGGAGUAAGUGGUCAGAUUGUAAUGCAACUUGUAAUGGUGGUGUACAGAAACGUACGCGUAUUUGCAACAACCCAUAUCCAUCAGCUGGCGGAUCUGCAUGUUCAGGGAUGGCCGACCAAAUAUUAAUAUGCGCCGGAAGUAAUUGUCCAGUCCUUGGCGCCUGGUCAGAAUGGGGAGUUUGGAGCUUAUGUUCGACCUCAUGUGGUUCAGGAAAUAGGACACGGAAUAGACUGUGUGAGAAUCCUCCUCCUUCUUAUGGCGGAGAAUAUUGUAAAGGAAACACGUUAGAUUCGGAUACUUGUAAUACCCAUGAAUGUCCUGUUAAUGGAAACUGGGGUUCUUGGUUGGGCUGGACAGUAUGUAGUUCUAGUUGCAAUUCUGGCUAUCAAACGAGAUCCCGCCUCUGUAAUAGUCCGAUGCCAUCGUCAAAUGGCGCUUACUGUAAUGGGAAGUCGUUGGAAGUACUUAACUGCAGCACUGUUAUGUGUAAAGUUAAUGGAAACUGGGGAUCAUGGUCAGACUGGACAAUCUGUAGUUCGAGUUGUGAUUCUGGCCAUGAAACAAGAUCCCGCAUCUGUAAUAAGCCGAUACCAUCACCAAAUGGCGCAUACUGUUAUGGAAAGUCGUUCGAAGUACUAAACUGCAGCAUUGCAAGGUGUACAGUUGAUGGAAGUUGGGGAGAGUGGAGUAAGUGGUCAGAUUGUAAUGCAACUUGUGAUGGUGGUGUACAGAAACGUACGCGUAUUUGCAACAACCCUUAUCCAUCAGCUGGCGGAUCUGCAUGUUCAGGGAUGGCCGACCAAAUAUUAAUAUGCGCAGAGAGUAAUUGUCCAGUCAUUGGCGCCUGGUCAGAAUGGGGAGUUUGGAGCUUAUGUUCGGCUUCGUGUGGUUCAGGAAAUAGAACACGGAGUAGAAAAUGUGACAAUCCUCUUCCUUCCUAUGGUGGAGCGUAUUGUAAUGGCAAAGCUUUCGAUUCGGAUACAUGUAAUACACAUGAAUGUCCUGCUGAUAUUUGCCUAUGCCUUAAUGGUGGAAAAUGUGUAACUAGCAAUGAUGGAAAAGUUGUUUGUGAUUGCAUUGGACAAUGGACUGGCGAAUUUUGUCUAGAAAGCCAGUGUAUGACACACGACUGUGGAUUUGGAAACUGCUUUGUUGAACCAAUGAAUGGAACAGCUCAGUGUGUUUGUGGCAACAAACAACAAACCUAUUGUCCUUGUAAGCGGAUUAGAUUUAAAUGACAUAAUAUAACAUUAAAUUAUGAACUGGAAAGUUUUUAAAACACUUUUUUCAUUUAUCCGUCAAAGAUGCACAAUUUAUGAAUAAGAAAAACAUAUAUAAAUAUAUUUAACUUAAGGGGCGAUCUUUUAUUGUUCAGUUUUAUGCAGAACAUUAAACCAAACAUUGAAAAAAAAACGGCAUAUGAGAAACAAGGCUCACAAUAGUUCCAAGUUAUAUUUACAUUUUAAUGUGUUCUCAUAAUAUACGUAACCCAUUUUAAUAAUAGUUUGAAUACUGUUUCAUUUAGAAAUAAUGAAUGUCAUAAUGUCAUAUGUACAAGAUAAUAUGGUGUUAUUCUCAAUUUUCAAUUGAAACAAUAUCUGUGCUUACAUUAAUCAUUAAACGUUAAUAUAUUAUGAUACAAUAUGUAAUGCAAUAUUCUUAUUUAUCUGACACAUACUAACAUUAACAGUUUUUUUGGUUAUUUCAUUAUCAAAUUGCAUGUUUGUAGGAAUAUUGUGUUAAUACUCUCGUCGCUAUGUACAAUUAUCAGAACAUAAGUAAAAAUCUGAUUACAUACAUUUUUCAAAAGGUGCAAUGCGUGUGUAAGAAUCAUUUACUAUUUAUAAAAAAUGAAAUAUUAGAAGCAGUUAAUAAAAAAAAAAUCCUGAUUUUUUUUCGUUUGAAAUUUAGUGUAUACAUUCAUUCAUUUAUUUGAUAUUUCAUUUUCAGUUUCGUGAUAUUAAACAUAUUUUCUUGAUGAAUGAUUUUCAAUGAUGUUUAUAAUUGAACAGAUAAACUUUUCGUCAUAGAAAAAUAUUGAAAUGUUUUCAACACAUAUUCGUAUUUUCUAUUUUGUUUUCAAAACAUUUGUUAUUUUUUUUAUUUUAUUUCGUUAGUACAUGUAACAUGUGUAAAUACCAUGUAUUAUUUAUUAGAAUUUUUAAAUUCACCAUUCAAUUUCAUUUUGUUUCAGGCAAUCAUCGUUAUUCUUAUAACUUGUAAUGUCAAUUUUCAAAAUAAGUCUAAUUAAUUUAUUCUCUUUUCAAAUCACGUAUCUACAAUUUGAGAAAGAGGUCUAGAAAUUAUCAGUUCAACUGAAUCA
This is a messenger RNA of Mytilus trossulus (common blue mussel), 4760 nucleotides long. RefSeq names its product A disintegrin and metalloproteinase with thrombospondin motifs adt-1-like. The record is from RefSeq and is a predicted model, not a curated record. The transcript has 23 exons. Gene Ontology annotation, cellular component: membrane. NCBI's taxonomy places the organism in Eukaryota, Metazoa, Mollusca, Bivalvia, Mytilida, Mytilidae. Bases 28 to 3675 code for a protein of 1215 amino acids.